ACUUCUGACUCAUUUUUUUAUUUUAUUGUUGCCCUUUUGGUUUGGGGAGAUAAGGGAUUUAAACAAUGUGGACCAAUGAUGAAACACCAAUGGACUUCUCAAACAUCUCAUGGUAUUACCUGGCAGAUUGUGGGAGGCGGCACCGGUUUGAGGUAAACUGCUGUAAAAUAUUUAAGAUAUUUAGCUGAUUGAAAUGAUCAUCUGUAAGAUGUAAUGUAUGUUUGACUGCGUAACUCAUUCUCAGGAUGACCCUGAUAACCCCGUCAGGAGUGAGGACAUAGAAAAUCAUUGCCAGAUAGCUUUGGAUACCUUACAUGAUUUUAAAGAGCAAAAUAGAUUUUUCUGGUAUUUUUUUUACACUCAUGUCUACUUAUAUGGUUUCUGUAUUUUAAAUAAAAAUCUGAAUUCAUUAACCGUUUGUUUUUUCUGAUAUCUGACAUCCCAUAUUUCUCUUUUCUUGUCUCUAAGUCAAUACAAAGUGUUUGAAUAAAAUUCCCUGUGGUAAAAACAACCUCUUCUGAUUCUAAGGUAAGAUUAACCUCUGUACCUUAAUAAGUGUGAGAAUAUACCAACUAUAUUCCGCUACACAGUGAUGUUGCAGACUGAUCUAAUCACAGGACGGCAAAGAAGAGUCAGCCAUAGCCUCCGCAUUGAAAAAAGGUCAAAUAAAACAUGCAACUCAGUAAAAGUGAUGCCUGUCAUGGAUGCAUGAUGAAUUAGACCUGUUGAGUUUGGUUUUUAACAAAAUGAAAGUGAAACCAGUCAGCACAAUGGCAGCCUGUUCCUGUUUUAGUUCCCCACCUGUCUUCUGGGAUAGCUUUGAUCCUGCACUUCCAUACCAGACAGUUCCACUGAGUCCCUUCACCCCAGAGUUUAAGACCGUAACAAAUUAUGUGAUAACGGAGGGGCUUCUGAACCAAUCCAUUGUGUCAAUAAGCCGGAUCCAGAACAUAGACCUCUGGGAAAUGUUUUGCAGGAAAAAGAAACAGCUGAUGAGGAUCAAAGGUAUGGGAAUGGCCCAAGAGAGACGGCUUUUCCAUGGGACGGAUGUGAGAAAUAUAGACAGCAUCUGCAAAUAUAACUUUGAUUUACGGUUAGCUGGAAAACACGGCAAAGCAUACGUAAACGAUUCCAGCUGGUCUGAUUUUCCUUAUUUGUGUGUGCAGGAAUAUGUUUUUCCACUUAUGCAUCAAUUGCACACACACACACACACACACACACACACACACACACACACACACACACACACACACACACACACACACACACACACACACACACACACACACACACACACACACAGUUUGGGCAUUGCUGCAUCUUGGACACAUGGAGCCAACGCCAAAACAAUAAUUUUAGCUCGUGUGAUAGUUGGGAAGCCUACUCUUGGACAUUGUCAUUUAGAAAGACCAGAUGGUGGAGAUCUUGAAAAUUCUCACGACUGCUGUGUAGAUAACAUUAAUCAUCCAAACAUAUAUGUCAUAUUUGAUCCAAAUCAAAUAUAUCCUGAAUAUCUAAUUUGCUACAACUGAGCUAAAACGUGUGCAGGAUACCUACCUCCAUCUGUGUGGAUUGUGUUUUUACAGCAGAUAUUUAUGUAGAUGUGUACAAAAACUAAUGUUUUAGAAGAGCAUGUUAACAUGUAAUAGAAGAAGAAGAAAAAAAGAAAAUAUCAUUUAUUUGGCGCCUCUCAAGAUAAAAAUCACGAGGCGCUUAAAUCAAUGCGUAAUAAAUCAAUGAACAACUUUAUGAAAACACACACAGGGUGAACCCUGUAAAGAAAUGUUUCAUGCAGUUUCAGGGAAGCUACUGUGGUGCUUAUUCUACAAACACAACUAUUUAAAAUGAUAACUUCAUGGGAAGUUGGCUAAUUGAGUUUACCUGUGAUGUUGCCUCGGAGCUUUAGUUUUCUACAGAAAAUAAAUAAUCAACCAAACACAAAUAUCUUCAUUUUUUGAGUUGAGUGCAGUGAAUCAAGAUUAUAGCUUCAAAUUCUGUCAGAAUAUAUUAUUUUAUAAAGGUUUUCCCUUUUAUUUAUAGUGAUUAAUCCAAAUUCAAAUGAUUAAAAUCCAUAAAUAAACU
Messenger RNA from Nothobranchius furzeri (turquoise killifish), 2082 nucleotides. NCBI's taxonomy places the organism in Eukaryota, Metazoa, Chordata, Actinopteri, Cyprinodontiformes, Nothobranchiidae. The record is from RefSeq and is a predicted model, not a curated record.